UCUCGUCUCCGCUCAGUGUAGAUAGUAACUUGGUUGGAGGUGGUCGUUUGUUCCGAGCUCUCGCGAAUCCCUCUCAGUGAAUCGACACGUGUUGGUGGGAGGAUUAAAAAAAAUAUCAUUACUUCCUUGACAGCGGCGAAAAUGUCGUCGUCGACAGUGAGUGAUAUUCAGGAUAAGAUCAAAUCGAAUUUGUUUGUGAGCAUACGAAAGAAAAAAGAUAAUAAAUUGGAAACGAGCAGCCUGGAUGGCUUGCUGGACAAGAGUAAGAACAAGAACGACGAUAACAACUACUUCACAUUAAGGAGGCAGAGAAGGGGCUCAGAUCCGCGUUUACAGACAUGCCGUGGAAAACUACAAAACAGACGCUCCAAACUCAACCAAGAGAUCAACAAGGAACUCAUGUUGCGAGCUGGCGCUGAGAACCUCUACAAUGCAACACACAGCAAGAGACUGAAAGAACAAGUCGCACUCGAAUUGCAGUUUGUGAACAGCAACUUGCAGCUCUUGAAGGAACAGCUGGCCGAGCUCAACAGCUCCGUAGAAAUAUACCAAGGAACUACGUGUAAAGGUGUCAUGCCCAUGAUCCCUUUGGGUCUGAAAGAAACAAAAGAAAUCAACUUCAGAGAACCCUUCAAAGACUUUAUCUUGGAGCACUACAGUGAAGAGUCAGAUAAAUAUAAUGAAGCCAUCACAGAAUUCAUGGAGUUGAGGGAGGCCAUGAGAACCCCAGAGCGUGAUGAGUCUGGAGUAGCUCUUCUUUUUGAAUACUUCAACCAGCUUUAUUUCAUCGACAGAAGGUUCUUCCCUCCCGACAGGUCGCUUGGAAUAUAUUUUGAAUGGUAUGACUCUCUCACUGGAACUCCAAGUUGUCAGAGGACUGUUGCUUUCGAGAAAGCUUGCAUUCUCUUUAACCUGGGAUCUUUGUACACCCAACUGGGAGCGCGUCAUGAUAGAACUUCAGCCAACGGAUUAGAUGCUGCCGUCAACAAUUUUCUGAGAGCUGCUGGGAUGUUCCAGUACCUACAUGACACAUUUACAAAUGCGCCAUCAAAAGAUCUUAGUCCAGAAGUACUUGAUAUGUUAAUAAGAUUAAUGCUGGCUCAAGCACGCGAAUGUCUUCACGAGAAAGCCUUAUUGGGCCACAGUGAGGACAUGGAGACUGUCAUUGAACUGGCACAAGAGGCUGCACAUGUUGCUCAAGAAUAUGCGCAGGUUUUGAAAACAAUAUCUGGUCCUUCUGUAAAAGACUAUGUGCCAGUUUCUUGGAUAAGUAUGAUUCACAUAAAAGCAGACUACUACAGGGGUUGUGCCCACUACCAUGUAGCAGAAGCAUUGCUCACCCUACCGAUAAAUUUAAAAGAUGAAGGAGCCCUUGACAUGCGUGUCCAGGCUGCUUUACAGUAUGUCCAUCAACAACCACAAAAUACAAGUACAACUUUAGACAUAACUGUCCCUGUGAAUCGACGCGAACGUACCCUUCUCGGUCUGGCUCAUUGUCGUGAGUCGGUUUUAGUCCAUGAGGAGGCAAUGCGACAACAUAGAAUGUGUCGAGACCUGAAAAAGAAGACAGCAUUAACCGAUGUAUUACACUUUGGCCAUGAGACUGCUAUUCAUCUUUUAGACCUAUAUGAAGAAGAGGAGGAUCUGUUGAAUGUAUUAGAUCCACCACCAAUUGCUCCUGCUACAAAAAUACAGCUUUCUCUAACUGCUCCGGACUUUUCACAACACCGCGUGGAGGAUGUUUUCAAGUUGCUAGGACCUGUAGCUGUGUUUUCAGCUAAACAUCAGUGGUCAGCACCUCGUCCAAUCUUGCUUAAACGAACUCCUACUCAAGGAUUUGGAUUUUCUGUGAGAGGAGAUGCACCAGUUGUCAUUGCUGGAGUAGACAGAGGCAGCUUAGCAGAGAGAGCUGGUAUGAAUGAAGGGGAUUUAGUGGUUUGCAUUGGAACCAGAGAUGUGAAGUGGUUACCUCAUGAUGAGGUGGUUGACCUUAUUCGCAAUGCUGGUAACACACUUAAUCUUACCCUUGUUACUCCGUGCGACAAAACAUUCUACAAAUUACCGAAGAGCAAAAGUUUGAAGGAUAUCUCACCACAUUCCACUACUAGUAGUAGUAGUGGAGUCAGUAGUAGUGGCAGUAAUGGUGGUAGUAGUAACAGCAGUACCACAAGCAGUAACAGCAGUCAGUAUGGGUCAGUAAACAGCUCUUCUUUAUCGACUACUAGAGCGCGAGCCAGAGAUAACGAGAAACGGAACAGUUGGAAUCCCUUCAAGCGGUCCAGGUCACGGGAUAAAUUAAAGUCAGAUUCCUUAACUGACUGCAAUGUUAUCUUGCGAUAGUUCAAAACUGAAAUGCUCAAGUUCCUAAGUAGCUUACUUUAUAGCAAUGCCUUCAUGCUGGCAUCCAUAACACUUUGUCUUUUUAUCCACUUCUGAAAGACUGACAUAUAAUAUCCCCUGUUAUUAAAUUUGAUUUUUGGUAAUGUAACAUAUAACAAGACAGUUACGGUUAUUAUAAAUCUGCUUUUGAAUUUCAUGUGUUCUUUGAUUUAAAAUCCCCUUGAAAGCACUGUACUCAUUUACUUCGUAAUUUUAUUAUUAUAUACACUGUAUGUAAGUUGUUUUAAUUGCAUAUGGUAUACAUGUAUCACAUUUUUUGUGGAAGGAAUGGUGUGCCAUAUAUAAAUAUUGCAUAUUUGGAUUGUUUUUCUUGUGUUCAGUAGCCUACUCAGUAUAGGUUACUGUGGCAUUAGUUGUAGUCAUUUACUUCUUAAUACUGCAUUGGACUAUAUUUUCAUUUAAGGUACUAGUCACCUUGUAAAUCUAUGUCUAUAGAGUAAACAGAAUUUUAUGUAAAUAAAUAAUGUAUAAUUUGUGUCAAGUUUGGAAACAAAAUAAUGUACAGUACUUAAAUGUGGUUAUUGUCAAUAAUGUAGUCUUGCCAAAUGUACUGUAUUUUUUUAAUGUCCCAGUAAUAAAUGUUAUUCCUCUUGAAAUUUAUAGGGCUAUAACUUGAGCUUCGGAAAACCGUCAAAAUAUUAUUAAAGAUUAAUUUUGAAUGCAGUCAGUUCAGAUGCAAAAUUUUAUAAAAAUAUAAUUUACUCAAAUUAACAAAACUUCACUAUGUCAUUUGAAUGUUGUGAGGGUUGUAUAUAUAUUUCAUUUACAUUUGAAACAACUGAAUUUCCAUUGCAAAUGUUCUUGUCCAGCUCAUGAGCAUACUCUUUUGGGGAAUUGCACUUGGCAAGCAGAAUGAAAAGAAAUACAGUAAAUUUCUUUUCCUCUAUAUACAGUAUUCAGUGUUUAGAAUACCAAAGAAUCCUACCAUGGGCUAAUGACAGAGACAUGGCCAUGAUCAUAAUACAUGCAGUAAAUACACUUUACACUCUUGAACCCCACAUUUCUAAGUUUUCACCCAGGACGUUGACCAGUAUUAGAUGAACCAUUCAUCGUUAGAAAAGUUUUAACUAAUUAUAACAAGACUUGUGAAUAGAAAAUUUACAAUGCUUUUGUUAUAAAAUUUCCCAAAAUACACGAAAAUAUAAACAUUUUUGUUUCCAGUGUACAUUCAUUACCUUUCCUUGUUAUAUUUUAUUUUCCUAAUAAACUUUGUUUUAUAUAUCAUUAUUUUUCCUUUGUACAUAUGAUGUGUUUAUGUAUAUAUGUAAAAUAUCUGUAAAUCAAAUGUACUCAACAAAAGCAAUGGGACUUUGCCAUUGUUAAAUUGCUGUAGUUACUAAGUUAUUCAGUAACAAAAAUUUUAAGUGACCAUUGUAUGUAACCAAUCAUGUACAUAAUAAACUACUGGAAAUAAAA
This is a messenger RNA of Macrobrachium nipponense, 3816 nucleotides long. It is a transcript of the gene Rhp, whose product is annotated as rhophilin-2-B-like. Gene Ontology annotation, molecular function: protein binding. Bases 142 to 2340 code for a protein of 732 amino acids. The transcript is spliced from 13 exons. NCBI's taxonomy places the organism in Eukaryota, Metazoa, Arthropoda, Malacostraca, Decapoda, Palaemonidae. The record is from RefSeq and is a predicted model, not a curated record. Gene Ontology annotation, biological process: negative regulation of stress fiber assembly; signal transduction.